Molecule: messenger RNA, 2515 nt
Organism: Amaranthus tricolor (Joseph's coat)
Lineage: Eukaryota; Viridiplantae; Streptophyta; Magnoliopsida; Caryophyllales; Amaranthaceae
Product: DEAD-box ATP-dependent RNA helicase 7
Exons: 14
Coding region: 157-2232 (691 amino acids)
Molecular function (GO): RNA binding; ATP binding; helicase activity
Source: RefSeq, a predicted model, not a curated record
AACUAUUUUUCGCCCUCUUUCAUUCUUCCUGCAAUUGAAGAAUACGAAGAAGAGGAACAAGAGAGAGAAACCAAAACCCUAAUUUAAAGUCUCUCUUUUCUUCUUCUUUAAUCUUCAUCAGGAGGAAAAUUCGAUUCCCUCUUUAUCUCCCUUCAAAUGCCUUCCCUAGCCAUGGUCGAUUCCAUCUCACCCGAAUCCCCAAAGACCCACAAAAAAGAGAAAAAAAUGAAGCUUGAAACCCUGAUUUCCGACACCAAAAUCAACAAAAAAGAGAAAAUUAGCAGCGGUAAGAAGAGUAAAGAAGAGAAAGAGAAGAAGAAGAAGCGUAAAGCUGUGGAUUUGAAUGAUGAUGACGAUGAAAAUAAGAGUGACUCUAGCUCUGAAUUAAUUGAGCCUGUUUCUGCUGAUUCAAAGGUUAAGAAGAAGAAGGCUAAAUUAAUGGAAGCUAGUGAUGUUGAGGAAGAGGAGAAUGAUCCUAAUUCGCUUUCGAAUUUUCGGAUUUCAAAACCUUUGAAGGAUGCAUUAACUUCAAAAGGAAUCAAAGCUUUAUUUCCUAUUCAAGCCAUGACUUUUGAUAUUGUUCUUGAUGGGUGUGAUUUAGUUGGCCGUGCGCGUACAGGGCAGGGCAAGACACUUGCUUUUGUGCUACCAAUAUUAGAAUCACUUGUGAAUGGGCGCACUAAAACGCUAAAGAACAGUGGUUAUGGGAGAUCCCCGAGCGUCUUGGUUCUCCUACCCACCAGGGAAUUGGCAACUCAGGUCUAUGCUGAUUUUGAAUUGUAUGGACGUGCCGUAGGACUUGCAUCUUGCUGUGUAUAUGGGGGAGCACCCUUCCAAUCUCAGAUAACUAGCUUGAAAAGAGGUGUUGAUGUUGUAGUAGGAACACCUGGCCGUGUUAAGGAUCUUUUGGAAAAGGGUUGUCUUAACCUUGGCUCAUUGCUGUUCCGUGUCUUGGAUGAAGCUGAUGAGAUGCUUAGAAUGGGUUUUGUUGAUGAUGUUGAAUUGAUACUAGGGAAAGUUGAUGAUGUCACCAAAGUUCAGACUCUUCUCUUUAGUGCAACCUUACCCAAUUGGGUAAAGCAGAUUUCUACUAGGUUUCUCAAGUCUGCUAAGAAAACUGUGGAUCUUGUAAGUGAUCAAAAAAUGAAGGCAAGCACCAAUGUCAGGCACAUUGUUAUGCCAUGUUCUGCAUCUGCAAGGGCUGAUCUCAUCCCAGACAUUAUUCGUUGCUAUGGCAGUGGAGGCCGUUCUAUAAUUUUUACCGAGACAAAAGAAUGUGCGUCCCAACUUGCUAGCUCAUUGCCGGGAGCACGACCUUUGCAUGGGGAUAUACAACAGACACAACGUGAGGUUACCCUUAAAGGAUUUAGAUCUGGAAAGUUUAUGACACUGGUAGCAACAAAUGUAGCAGCUAGAGGCCUCGAUAUAAAUGAUGUGCAGUUGAUCAUUCAAUGCGAACCGCCACGUGAUGUUGAAGCUUAUAUUCAUCGUUCUGGUCGAACGGGAAGAGCUGGUAACACUGGUGUAGCAGUGAUGCUUUACGAUCCAAAGAAGUCCAGUGUAUCAAAAAUAGAAAGAGAAUCUGGUGUGAAAUUUGAACACUUAUCUGCACCCCAGCCGGCUGAUGUUGCCAAAGCAGCUGGUGUUGAGGCAGCUGAAGCCAUCUCCCAAAUAUCUGAUAGUGUGAUUCCAGCUUUCAAGGAUGCUGCAGAGGAGCUUUUGAGUACUUCUGGUCUAUCUGCUGUGGAUAUACUUGCAAAAGCUCUUGCUAAAGCGGCUGGGUAUUCGGAUAUAAAGGAAAGAUCACUCUUAACUGGCAUGGAGGGUCAUGUAACAUUACUACUGGAGGCUGGAAGACCAAUAUAUACCCCAUCUUUUGCGUUCUCUAUAUUACGGAGGUUCUUACCCGAGGACAAGGUAGAGUCAGUUAAAGGGUUCGCAUUGACAGCUGAUCAGAACGGUGCUGUUUUCGAUGUUCCAGUCGAAGAUUUGGACACAUUCCUCGUUGGUUCAGAAAACGCUGCCCAAGUGAGGUUGGAGGUGGUAAAAGCCUUGCCUAAAUUACAAGAAAGAGACGUAUCGAGAGGAAGAUUCGGUAAUUAUAGAGGUGGAUACUCUGGUAGCGGCGGUCCUAGGUUUGGCGGGAGAGGGAACCGUGGUGGGUAUUCUGAUCAAAGGAACAACAACCGUUUUUCUAAUGGAUACAGUAGAGGAAGAGGCCGCGGUUACUAAAAGCAUUCAAGAGCCUUUCUUCUGGCACUUGGUGCUUAAAAUUUUGAGGACGAAUGCCUUUUAUUUUUCUUUUUCGCGAUUAAUUUCUAUUUCGGGUUCCAUAAUUUUAUUCUGCUAAGUUAGAACUUCUAGCCGAUUGAUUUUAAGCCCUUAAGCAAUUAAGUAUAAGCUUUCUAGUAAAUUAAAAUGUUAUUAUAGAGUUUUAUGCAUACUAAUGUUACUUAAAAUGUUAAUUCAUUAAGAACCGAAAGGAAUGUUUUUAUGAAAGAGUUUUUUGUCCCCA